AUGCCUAGCGCCUGUGUAAGGAAAUGUGCUCUCGUUGUGUUUAGGGAGUCGUCGAAUAAUGUGCGUUGUGUUAUGGGUGUUGUUGGCGUGCGAUCGCGGAAUUAUGAGAACAGCAAAGCAGGCAGCCGAUCGGACCAAACCCUCAACGGCGGCAGCCUCAUUAGGCGCACACUCAGGGUCCGCCGGAAUCUGCUGGAUGUGUUCGGCAGCGGUUGGUUGCCGCUUCAGCCCGGGCCUCGAAGACCGGCUGACCCUCCCGCUUGUGAGCCAGGUAAGAGAGUUCUUUCGCAGGUUCAUUUUGCAGGAUCUACCUGUUAUCUCCAGAAUGCUCACAGAAAUCGGUUGUCUUCAAUGUGUCAGUCAACAUCUCAGGCCCGCUCUGUUACUAGCCCACUUCUGAUUUUCCUGUGCGGUGGUGGGAUUCAUAUGAGCUAGAUCAAUGUCCGGCCAUUGUGUAGCUGAUACUGCCUGUCUUAAAUGGUGUAGUGGCACAGGGCGGCUGUCGACAAGUAUCCACUCGUGGUAUUUAAUCCACCUGUAUUCACUUCAACAACGCGCGCAUCAUCGAACAUCACAACUUAAUGUACACAUGUUGGAGUUUCGCUACUUAUUGUCUUAUGACCUUGGAUCUUCAAUUGAAUGAAUAUGUCCAUGAUGACAAGUUGGUUCUUCGUGUUUUGUGCUGUGGUUUCUCCGAGUCCUUGGGCUGGGUUGCCCAUGCCCAUGAAGAGACGCGAAGUCUGACUUUCCUGCUUCAACUUACUUACCGCAUCCGAGUGGAUUGCGCAACACGUUCGUGUUUGAACUUUCCGCGAGCAGGCAUCUGAGUGGAUUCCGCAGGAGCCGCUAUUAGCGGGCGCCCUUCGCAAUCAUCCGCCACUCCUUCAGUACUGAUGAACAUCCCUAACAACGUCUACACGAAAAGCAAACGUCACAUGCAAGCAGCAGCAGAUGCUGCUUCAUCGCCUACGGGAAGCGUGAUGCAAUACCUCUUCAGGCAUGAGCCUUCCGCGUUGAGUGCCGGAAAACAAUGUCUACAUGAGAUAUCUGACCACUUCUCGAAACUCGAAUUCUCAUCGCCCAACAACAACAAUCGGGCAGGCGGACAACAUGAUGAGGACAAGCAGACUGCAUAGGUGGGGCGUGAUAUACGCGUCGCUUCUGCUUUCAAUAGCCCGCCACAAUCAGCGCGAUCGCCGCCAGAACAAGCCGGGUGAAUACUGUGAUGAGAAAUCUACACCUUCAUCGUAUCAUCUGAUCACGGUUGAAGAGAAACACUAGAGAAUUCUGCCAUUCUGACGAAUUUGAAAAGAUCAAUCUGAGGCUCUCUGGUUAUUGAUCUUACACAUCCGCCGAUAUAUCAAGAUGAGGAACGUACUAGCAUGAUGAGCAUACCUUUUUCGGUGAAUUCCACGCUCGUGGGUCACUGAGCAAGCGAAACCAUGAGAUUUCUGCCUGAACACAUUACAGUACUCAGCUAGUACGUCGGGAGAUCAGGUAGUACAUCUGACCACAUGACAGUAACAGAACAACAACGAUAUCAGCUAGCAGUUGUACAUCUUGAGACCACCAGUCUCCGAUUGGGACAUCACAGCAAAGAUCAAACGAGGAGUGGAGAAAAUAUCGCAGCUAGAUGCGAACCGAUGCGUUAAUUGUUGUAUUGUGCUUGUAGGACACCCCAAGUAGACAAAAGCGCUAAUGUACGUGUACGUGCACGACUCCCCCACUCUUUUGCUAGAGUGGCGAC
Amoebophrya sp. A25 is the source of this 1747-nucleotide messenger RNA. NCBI's taxonomy places the organism in Eukaryota, Dinophyceae, Syndiniales, Amoebophryaceae. The record is from the annotation of a GenBank genome assembly.